UUUAUACACAGGUUGAUUCUCUAUUCCGAAGGGCAGCCUCGCCGCGCGACCCUUCACGCCAUCAUAGUACACCCUUAGUGGUGGGACUUCAACAACCAUGGAAUUCUACUUUUCUCUCAUCUUGGCUUUUAUUCUCCUCCCACUGCGAAUACGGUGCCAAACUGUACAGGAUGAUUGGACUGCACCCGCAGCUCCUGACGGAUCUACACCGCUACAGAGUGGCACAAAAUUCACUCUGCUCUGGAAGUCAGGCCUCCAAAAUUCUUUCGAAAGCUAUUGCCCUUUGUGCGAUACCACAAAACUCGAUCUUUGGAUCACCAACUUCAAUGGGACUAAAUACACCUCUAAGAUUGGUCGCGGUAUCGAUCUCACCACGACCUCAUCUUACGAUUGGAACGUAAACAUAGCUUCCAAUGCGUUUUCGGAAAAGGAUUUCUGGGUGUUCCGCUUCACUUUCUUCGACUCUGCGGAUCCGUAUACACAGCAGAUCUCAUCGCCUGGAUUCAAAAUUAAUGGCCUUGUGAAAGCGUCUAGCACAGUCGCAGUUCAGUCGAGUAGUACUACAUCUGCCGUACCAACAUCCUCGAGAAUCGCCGCCACUUUCACCAGUGUCGCCUCCUCAAGCUCCAGCACACCACAAUCUACAGAACAAACAUCUACUCCAAGUUCAUCAUCGAAGAGUAACACUUGGAUUGCUGGCGUUAUCGUAGGGCCCCUUAUCGGUAUAGCCUUGGGUGCUGCGCUGAUGUGGUUUUGUUUACGCAAACGUAAGAACAAGAAGGCACAGCAAAAUCAAGGAGAUGUAGGACAUGAUGAAGAUCGUCAUUAUCAACAGUAUCCGCCUGGUCACAAUCCAAAGGAGGGGUACUCUCAAACAGUGACGAGUGAUUCUCAACCAUGGCAACACCAAACAGGGAACCAUGGCCAGUACAUAGCAGAAGUUCCAGGCAGUACGAGUCCUAAACAACCCGCAGAGUUGUGGCAGGGAAACUAUAGCUCAUAAUUCUAGUCUCAAUAAGAGUGAGAGGAAUGCCCCGAUGUGGUCGUGCUAUACAGCAUGUGUUUGCUGCUGAUGGCUGAUAUGCACAAAAGAAUUCAUGUAGCGGCCUAACUUUUGCAUUCCGAGAUAAUUGGCAAUGAUGAUGGACUUGUUGGACGAUGG
Molecule: messenger RNA, 1162 nt
Organism: Dothidotthia symphoricarpi CBS 119687
Lineage: Eukaryota; Fungi; Ascomycota; Dothideomycetes; Pleosporales; Dothidotthiaceae
Exons: 3
Coding region: 98-1003 (301 amino acids)
Source: RefSeq, a predicted model, not a curated record